CCCACAGCCCUUCGCCCUUGGCAGCCCGUCGCCGCCUCUCUGGGCGCCUCCCCCCCCCUACCCCUGUCUCCCCGAAAACGCGUCCGGUGAAGGUGGAGGCCGGGCGCCCGUCGCAAGCCGCCGCGGUCGGGAGAUGGUUCGGGCCUAGCGGAGCCGGGACUGGAGCAACAUGAACCGUGAGGACCGGAAUGUGCUGCGCAUGAAAGAACGGGAAAGGCGGAAUCAGGAAAUUCAGCAGGGUGAAGACGCCUUCCCACCCAGUUCCCCUCUAUUUGCUGAGCCAUACAAAGUUACUAGCAAAGAAGAUAAAUUAUCAAGUCGUAUUCAGAGUAUGCUUGGAAACUACGAUGAAAUGAAGGAUUUCAUAGGAGACAGAUCUAUACCAAAGCUUGUUGCAAUUCCCAAGCCUACAGUACCACCAACAGGAGAUGAGAAAUCAAACCCAAAUUUCUUUGAACAGAGACAUGGAAGUUCUCAUCAGAGUAGUAAAUGGACUCCGGUAGGACCUGCACCCAGCACUUCUCAGUCUCAGAAACGGUCUUCAGGCUUACAGAGUGGACACAGUAGCCAGCGUGCCAGUGCAGGUGGUAGCAGCAGCACUAAUAGUGGCGGUCAGAGGCAUGACCGUGACUCAUACAGCAGUAGCCGGAAGAAAGGCCAGCAUGGAUCAGAACACUCCAAAUCACGAUCUUCAAGUCCUGGGAAAACCCAGGCAGUUUCUUCACUAAGCUCUAGUCAUUCCAGGUCUCAUGGGAAUGAUCACCAUAGCAAGGAACAUCAGCGUUCCAAGUCUCCUCGGGACCCUGAUGCCAACUGGGAUUCUCCUUCCCGUGUACCCUUUUCAAGUGGGCAGCACUCAAAUCAGUCUUUCCCACCGUCGUUGAUGUCAAAGUCCAGUUCGAUGUUACAGAAACCCACUGCUUAUGUUCGUCCCAUGGAUGGACAGGAGUCCAUGGAACCCAAGCUGUCCUCUGAGCACUACAGCAGCCAGUCCCAUGGCAACAGCAUGACUGAGCUGAAGUCCAGCAGCAAAGCACAUCUCACCAAGCUGAAAAUACCUUCCCAGCCACUGGAUGCAUCAUCAGCUUCUGGUGAUGUGAGCUGUGUGGAUGAAAUUCUUAAAGAGAUGACGCAUUCAUGGCCUCCCCCUCUAACGGCUAUUCAUACACCAUGCAAAACAGAGCCUUCCAAAUUUCCUUUUCCAACUAAGGAGUCUCAGCAGUCCAAUUUUGGCCCUGGGGAACAAAAAAGAUACAACCCUUCUACUAAAACUUCAAAUGGUCACCAAUCAAAGUCUAUGUUAAAAGAUGACUUAAAACUAAGCAGCAGUGAAGACAGUGAUGGGGAACAGGAUUGUGAUAAGACAGUGCCAAGGAGUACACCAGGAAGUGGUAAAAGCUGGUUAGAUGGGGAAAAAAAAAUCAGACAUAGUAUCUGCUGUUUUCGGUUUUUUGUCCAGAAUGAAGAUGAUAGCCGAGCCAAUGAGAGCAAAAAACCCAAAACAGAAGACAAGAAUUCAUCCAGCCACAAGACGCCCAGCAGCAGAGAAUCAUCUAAGCAGAGUGCUGCAAAAGAAAAGGACUUGUUACCUUCACCUGCUGGGCCUAUUCCUUCAAAAGAGUCAAAAACGGAGCAUAGCUCUCGGAAGAGGACUAUUAGCCAGUCUUCUUCCUUAAAGUCAAGCAGUAAUAGCAACAAGGAAAAUAGUAGCAGCAGCAAAAGCAAUUCCUCCGCAUCAAAACAGAAAAAGACUGAAGGGAAGACUUCCAGUAGUUCUAAGGAAGCUAAGGAAAAGGCUCCAAAUAGCUCCUCUAACUGCCCUACAACUACACCAACUCCUGAGGCUUCUAAGCCUCGGAGAACAAAGCUUGUCUUUGAUGACAGAAAUUAUUCAGCAGACCAUUAUUUACAAGAAGCAAAAAAGCUAAAGCACAAUGCAGAUGCAUUGUCUGAUAGGUUUGAGAAAGCAGUAUACUAUCUGGAUGCUGUGGUAUCUUUCAUUGAAUGUGGGAAUGCCUUAGAGAAGAACGCUCAGGAAUCGAAAUCUCCAUUCCCUAUGUAUUCAGACACAGUGGAGCUCAUCAAAUACACUAUGAAGUUAAAGAAUUAUUUGGCUCCUGAUGCUACAGCUGCAGAUAAAAGACUCACAGUGCUUUGCCUGAGAUGCCAGUCUUUGCUGUACCUAAGAUUAUUCAAACUGAAGAAGGAAAAUGCUCUCAAGUACUCAAAAACACUGACAGAGCACCUAAAAAAUUCUUAUAAUAAUUCUCAAGCACCAUCACCUGGUUUGGGAAGCAAAGCUGUUGGGAUGCCUUCCCCAGUUUCCCCAAAGCUGUCACCAGGCAAUUCUGGAAGUUACUCCUCUGGGGGCAGUAGUGCUUCAGCAAGUGGUUCUUCAGUGACCAUUCCGCAGAAGAUCCACCAGAUGGCAGCCAGCUAUGUUCAGGUUACCUCUAAUUUCCUCUAUGCCACCGAAAUUUGGGACCAAGCUGAACAGCUUUCCAAAGAGCAAAAAGAAUUCUUUGCUGAACUGGAUAAAGUAAUGGGUCCUCUCAUCUUUAAUGCAAGCAUCAUGACAGAUCUAGCUCGUUAUACCCGGCAGGGACUACACUGGCUUCGCCAGGAUGCCAAGUUGAUAUCUUGAACUGAACACAUUCUCGUUGCCUCUGAUUUUCUCCACAACACUGUGUCACAUCACGAAGGAAAACUGCCAUAACAUGCCACCUAGUCGACACUAAGAAUGAGGAAUGGUUUCUCCUCCUUGGUUUAUGUGUUGUUUUUUAUAACCCAAAGCCAUCAUAUCAAUUGACCCCUUCAGUAUUCCCAGUGUGAAAAACUUAUUUAAUUGCUUUUCAGUCUGCAGCACAUUGAUAAGGUAGUUUUAUUGAUCUCCUAAGAAGAUUGAAGUUCCAGUUGCAAUUCGUAAUUAAUCAAGUGAAAAUUAUUUAUUUUAAUAUUUGUAAGUUCCCAGACUGGGGCUUCUUUAAAACUUAUUUUUUUGACUAUAAAUUUAUUCUGUUGAAUAUUUAGUGUAAAUCUAAUAUAGGCCUUUUUAUUUAUGUAUUUGGGGAGUUUUGUUACCUAAUGUCUUUUUGUGGUCACUCUACCAAGAGUGAGAGUUGAUUCAUCUAAAAUAGGGACGUGUUCUUGCUACACGUUCUAUCUAUUAUUUCAGUUCUUAACUACAAUUUUAUUAUUGUAGAAUUUAUGCUUAGUGUUACAGUUAUUCCUCUACACAUGAAAGAUCAUUUAAAUAUGAAAUGGCAUUGUAUGUGGUUGUAAAAUGAAAUAUGUCUGAUUUGAUAUGCAUUAUUUCAAAAACUGUGAACAUGUUAAUAACACUACACCAAUCACAAGGUGACUAUAACAUACUUUUAAUGCAUUACAAAAGAGCAGGUAUAAAACUUUCUAGGAAUAUAUCAUAUUGAAAGGUAUCAUAAAAGGACAAUCUUAAACUAUGAAUUUUAUUAGGACCAGGUGUUCAUUUUUGUUGCUAGUUAUUUGACACUUAAUUGAGCAGAAUAAGUUACUCUUGUUCAAAAACAAAAUUGCUCCAACCCAAUGGGGGUUGCUGCCUAUGUCUCUUCAGUUGAUGAUGUUUGAAGGUUAAUGAUCUCUUUGCAGAUUUUUCCCCCACAGUAGAGUGUGACACUCCUGAAGAAAGAGCUUGCAGGGACUGAUAUGGACGUGGACAGGCACUUUGGUGUAUCUGCUUCCACUGUACAGCCAACAGUUCUCAUGCCUCACGUUGGGAUGAUGAGUUUCCCCUUUUUAAACGCCUUCAUCAGUGAUGCAUGUUUCUGAUGGAAUCAGAAAAUUCACACUAGAAAAGUGUACCUAACUUGGUUCAAUGUGAGUUCUCUUGGAAAGGGGAAGAGAGCAAGGGUAGAAUUUAAGAAGGCAGCUCUGUAAGAAACAUAUAUCAAAGUACCUUUCCCGACAAGGUGCACAUAGGACUCAAGAGUGAGAAAUAUAUCCUCCUCUGUACUUUGUUUUUAGUGCCCCUAUCACGUUUGGCGUGCCUUAAAUCUUACCUUUUAAUGGAAGACUCUCCAGAUUGUUUACAGAUGAUGUUUUACAUUAGGACUAGAUCUUCUAUACAUGGUUGGUCCUCUAGAGUAAUAAUUUUAAAUUCUUUCAUUUAAAGCUUCUUAUAAAGUCAUGUAAGGAUUUAAUUUCAGAAAAACUCAUGUUUUGGUAUAUGACUUAGUCUAACCAAUUGGAUAAUGCUGCUUAAAAAAAUAACUUGUUCUCAUUCUAAAAAAGAAUCCAUCCAAUUGGACAAAGGAUUGCCGUACUACUUGUAGAUAAUUGCUAAGACUUGAAAUAGGAAAAGGGGUAAAAGGGAUAGAAAAUUCUCCCAAGUUCCCGUGGUGCAGUGAGUCUUUUAAACUUAUUUCUGAAGCUUAGUGAACUUUUCUCUUUCCUUGUUUUUUUUAAUUAGUGUAAAUUGUACAAGGGGUUUCAUUGUGAUACUUAAACUUUGAUCAGAUUCACCACAUCUGUCUAUCUUCUACAUGAAGCUGGUGAACUUUCAUUGUCCUGCAGCCUCAGACUUACUAUAGAGCUGCUCAAUCGUCUCGUACCUCGUUAUUUUUACAUAUCAUUUGAAGAUUGAGAUCUACAAAUUAAGAUGAAUUUACCUUGUUUUCCUGUAGAGAAGUUGCUUCUGGUAUUUUUCUAGUUCAAUGUGUUCCAGGAACAGUUUCUCUUCAGAGGACAACUUUUCAGCAAUCACAGUAGUCAUUUAGUAAGACAUGAGGCUGGUUAACUAAGUAUAUUUAUGUCCUGUCCUCUGAUUUCUCUAACUCUAAUUCCUUGAUUUGUAAUGAUGUCCAAAAAGUGGAAGGAGCAAAGGUUGUUAGGUUUUUUAGGCUUCAGCAGCCACAGCCAACAGGGCACCUCUGGAUUUCAGUACAUUCUAUCCUCGUGUGUGUCCUGCUUGGCGGCAGUGGGAGCAUUCAGAGUCACAGUGCUGUGGUGUUUAAGCAGAGUUUCCUAUGUGUUUUAUGGUGCUGCCCUAAGAUAUUUUCUCUCUAAAACUGUAUUAAUUCUUGGAGAAUGUGUUAAACAGCUUUUCAUUGUGGAAGGGGGCAAUGGAUCAAAAUCCUAAGUAAUUGAAUUGUCAAUGUUGUAGACUGUGAGACUCCUCCUCCUCCUCUGUGUCUGUCGCCUCAGAUGUCCAGUCUGCAUCGUCUCCUCCAGCCACCUACCUUGGACUCUCUUACAGGUGACCAUUCCUCCCACCUCAGUAGAGGGGUCCUUGGUGUUUUCCAACCAUUUAAUCCUGAAUUUGACAAGUGGCUACAAACUUACUUAGUCUAAGACUUGUAUCUAGUAUCCAGUUAACUACAGAAAUAGCAACUAUUUUAAAAGUUACUCUGUUGACUGCUCUUUAAGACCACACUUGUAUGCCAGGAGGCAGCAGCCUGCACUACUGGACUCUUCAGGCAACCAGCAGACCAGCUGCAGUGGAUCACAUUGCCACAGUAGUUUUGCCCAGGUUAGGCUGGGCUAGGGAGGGGGUAGGAAGGCCUCUCUUCUAGGCGAUUCAAGCUUGCACAGCUCAGCCGCAGGCCCCAGUCUGGCUGCAAAGCAUCCAGCCCUUUCCUUGUCCUUUUUCUUGACAAGGAGUCAAGAAGUGACCAUAAACAGUGCAUACUUCAGAUACCUGCACAACUACAGCUGUUGAAGAACAAAGAAGAUUGACCACUACUGAUUUAAUUCUCCAGUAUAAAAAACAAUUUAAUGUGUGCACGUGCCCACACACGCCUUUUUUUUUUUUUCUGUUUGUUUGUUUCCUGGGGAACUCUUGCACUAGGGAUCCAUAGACCUCUAGGCUGCACUUUGAAUGACACACUUGUGGCUUUAGUAGAUUUCACUGUGGGUUCUUUUGUUUGUUUGUUUGUUUUGCUGUUGUUUUUAAUUAUCGUUUCUUUCCAUUCAAGGUUUGACUCAGCUAGAUCAGCUAGAUCAUUUUAUAUUUAAUGGCAGAAACUUUGGUACCUUGGUGUUUAAUGAGUGAGUGAGCUUGCAUUGUGAGACAUCUGGUUCUAAGCGCUGGUCCUGGGGCCAGGGCUCGGUGGAGUUUCAGAGCAGCUAGUGAUGUCUAGCUGUGUCGAGGAGGCUUACGCUGUGCACUCUUCUAGGUAUAAAGGUAUACAACUUUGGAUCUUAAAAAUUAUGUACACAUACACACUUUAUAUAUAUAUAUGUAUGUAUGUAUGAAAACAUGAAAUUAGUUUGUCCAAAUGUGUGUGUUUAGUAUUUUAGCUUAGUGCAACUAUUUCCACAUUAUUUAUUAAAUUGAUCUAAGACACUUUCUUGUUAAUACCUUGAAUAUUAAUGUUCAAGGGUGCAAUGUGUAUUCCUUUAGAUUGUUAAAGCUUAAUUACUAUGAUUUGUAGUAAAUUAACUUUUAAAAUAUAUUUGAGCCCUUAUGUAGUGUAAUACAGGGCUCUUACAGGGUGGGAAGGAUUUAAUUUUCCAGUAGCUAAUUAAACAAAAAAGCUUAUGUAUUUUGAUUUAUAAUAGGAGUCUAUUUAUAGGCGUUUGGGUCCCAGGAACAUUUACUGGUACUGGGGAUGCCUGUUUUAGGCAGAUUGUGAUGAUGCUUUAAAAAACAAAAAAAAAUAAUAAUAAAAGCCUAAGUAACUUGGGGAGCCAGAGCAUUUCAAAUCCAUGUAGACUCCUGUAACUCAUAUUCCCCCUUCCCUGGUUCCAUGCAAUGCAGACUUCAUUUCAGCUUCACAUAUCAGUGUGUGAGAGGCAGACUUUCUCCCAAUAAUAAUAUUACGCACAUAAGGUUGCUAUUCAGCAAAUAGAAGAUGGAAGAAAUAAUCAUUGAAACUGAAUGACUUAGAAGAUAACAGUGACAAAAGGCCAAAAUAGUUAUGUUUGACAACAUACCUUUCAUAUAUUUGCUAAUGGAAAAAUUGAGUUAGGACUUCCAGGCCCUAAAACCAAGCUAGCAAGUGAUAGGAAGUCAGUUAUUAAGAGUUAAUAAAGGCAUACUCAUCUACUAAUGAUAUUUCAUAUGAACCCCAUAGUUGGUUAAUUAAAAGGAACUUGGGGGUUGAUGUAUGGCUCAAGUGAUAGGGCACUUGGGUUAGCAAGCUUGAGGUUCUUAAUUCACACCCUAAUACCACCAAAAACAACAACAGUAAAAACUUUGCUGACUCUAGAACUGAGAAUAGAAAGAGGAGCAAACUCUGGUUUUAAUGGAAUUUGGUUGCAGAAUAGGGUAUUCCAGUUGUCAGCCAAGUCAGAAAGACAAUUAAGUAUCCUAAAAUAGCAGCCUAAAUAGCCAUCAUGUAAAGCACUGGUUUUCAGGAAUGUCUGCAUGGACCUCUCCUUGCUACCAUUCUUCAGCUAACUGUCAGUUGCCAUUUUGAGAAAGAAAGCCGUCUUUUAAGUGAGCAUUUUAGAAAAGCUCUCAGCCAGAAAUUCUAGUAACAUUUAAUUUUUGCCUCAUACUGCUUCCAUGUAGGGUUUCUUCUCAGUUUUUCACUAUUGGAAUUCUCUACCUACUAUGUCCCUAUCUGGAAAGUAUCUAUUUGGAAAUGCUGCCUUUCAAGUCAAUGCCAUGAUGAAUCCAUAUUGUUGAGUUUGUUGUUGCUGUUCAAGAAGUGUCCCCAUUUUACAACUUCAUGCACACACCUGGCCAAUCACUGACAUGAGCAUUCAACAGUACUGGGAUUUAAAAGGGGGAGGGAGGGGGAGCAGCGCUCACCAACAGAGAUGGCUCAGUGAGGGCCAGCUGUGGGGUUGGUAAGCACAGUUAAGAAUAUUUCUAGCCUCCGUUUUGAAUGGUUUUAAGAAAUUUUGUAUAUGGAGGAUAGAAAUACUUAUAUAUUUAUUGAAAAUCCUUUUAUUUGAAUUUAAAAUUAUUUGGUAAAUAAUGAUUUGAUAUGGGUGGGGGGGUUAGAGGGGAGGUAACACUAUUGACAAACAAUAAGUCUGUUGGUUCCACAGAAAGGUACUGUUAAUGACUUAAAUAGGAUGCCUUUGUUUUGUACAUGAUCGAAAACUUCAUUUUACAUUUCUUUUAUUCAGAAUAUUUAGGCAUCUGACAUUUGCAACCAAAAUUUCAAUUAUAUACUGUGAUUUUUAUUUGUUGCAAUACAUUAAAAUUUUAGAGGUACUUCGGGGCUCAGACGCUAGGAUUUCUAAGUCAGUAUGUGCAUUUCACCUAAUAAAGCUGUUAAUGGUGAGCAAAGUAUUAUAUACUAACUAGAUUUUUCCACAUCUGUAUAGUAUAUUAUAUGUAUUUUGUGGUAUUGAGAUUAUAGAAAGUUUAGAGUGUCAAACAUGCGUUUAAUGUGUAUUUUUAAACAAAUUUAUGGCAAUUAAAAUAUUUGGAGACAAGGGUAUCACAUUUCAAUUUGUAAAAAUCUUUUUAACUCUACUGUGUCAUUAAGAUGCUUUGUAUAAUGCCAAACCAUAGCUGGAGAAACUAAGUUUAAUAAAUAUCAAAUAGAUUUUCUGUA
Dipodomys ordii (Ord's kangaroo rat) is the source of this 8489-nucleotide messenger RNA. RefSeq names its product AF4/FMR2 family, member 4 (gene Aff4). The transcript has 19 exons. NCBI's taxonomy places the organism in Eukaryota, Metazoa, Chordata, Mammalia, Rodentia, Heteromyidae. The coding region runs from base 170 to 2644 and encodes 824 amino acids. Gene Ontology annotation, biological process: regulation of gene expression. The record is from RefSeq and is a predicted model, not a curated record. Gene Ontology annotation, cellular component: super elongation complex; nucleus.